AUGAAGAGUUCAAAGAGCCUUUCAUCUAAUAAUGGGAUCCCUGCUUCAGAAGAAAGAGUGGUCGUGUUGGUUAUUGAUGAGGGUGGAAUGGGAGUAUACUCUUCGACAUCUGUCUUAACGAAAGAACUUCAAUCCGUGAUCAUGGAAUCUAUAAUUUUCCCUACAGUGAAGGGAAUGGCCGAAGAAGGUUACAAAUGGCAUAGUGCUGGUACAUUUUAUGUAUGCAAUAGAACUAGAGGUCCUUUUGGGGCCAUGAAGUUCCCUGCUGAGCUAGCUCGAGGACCUAGCAAUGGUCUUGACAUUGUUCUUAGGCUCUUGCAGCUCAUCAGGGAGCUAUUCCUUAUCCUUUCUCAUUGUUGA
Molecule: messenger RNA, 360 nt
Organism: Fraxinus pennsylvanica
Lineage: Eukaryota; Viridiplantae; Streptophyta; Magnoliopsida; Lamiales; Oleaceae
Source: the annotation of a GenBank genome assembly